UGAGAAAGGCUGAACACAAGUGGUUUCCUGUCACACACCGGGCGACGCGCUGAGGACGACAGCAGCAGGUAGCAGCACUUUCAAAAUCUGUCCUCAGAAGCAUGAAGAGGUUCCUGACCUUCGCCAUCAUCAUCAUCGAGGUCACGGUGGCCAUCGAUGGCGAGGUAUCGGCCGCCGUGCCGCCGAGCGCCCCGCCCCUGAUCCCAGACCACCCCUUCGUGGCCGUGUGGAACGCCCCCUUGGAGCGGUGCCUGCAGCUGGGCGUCCCGUUGGACACGGCGGCGUUCCAGGCGGUAACCACGACGGCCCCCGUUCCCGGGCAGUUCCUGACCAUCUUCUACGAGGACCGCCUGGGCAUCUACCCCAAGGUGGACCCCGGCAGGCGCCAGGGUGGAGGUGUCCCCCAGAACGGCAACCUGACCGCCCACCUGCUGAGGGCGCGCGGUCAGAUCGAGCGCCUGAUCCCAGAGGACGAGUCCCCCGGCCUCGCCGUCAUCGACUGGGAGUCCUGGCGGCCGCUGUGGGCCCAGAACUGGGGGUCCAAGCGGGUGUACCAGAAGCUGUCCCUCGCCGCCGCCCUGCAGACGUCCCCCUUCCUGCCCAUGAAGAAAGUCUCCCAGCUGGCCGCGGAUCAGUUCCAGCGGGCGGGUCGGCGCUUCAUGGAGCGCACCAUCGCCUUGGGCGAGGCCGAGCGUCCCAGUCGCAGCUGGGGGUUCUACUCCUUCCCCUACUGCCACAACUACGACUGGGACCAGCCCGGCUACACGGGAGUCUGCUCCGCCAGGGCCCACCAGCAGAACCAGCAGCUGAUGUGGUUGUGGGAGCGCAGCACCGCCCUCUUCCCGUCUAUCUACCUCCACCCGGCCCUCAGGGAUUCCCCCCGGGCCGCGCUCUACGCCCGCCACCGGGUGCGGGAGGCGCUCCGGGUGGCGGCGCUGCCCGAGCGCCCGUACGCGGCGCCCACCUACGUCUACUCCAGGCCGCUGUAUCGAGGCCAGACCGCCACCUUCGAGAGCCAGGUGGACCUGGUGAACACGGUGGGCGAGUCCGCCGCUCUGGGGGCCGCCGGGGUGGUCAUGUGGGGCGGGACCAGAGACUACGAUAGCAAGUCGUCCUGUCAGUCGUUGUCCGACUACCUGACGUCCACGCUCAACCCGUACCUCGCCAACGUGACGGCGGCCGCCAUGCUGUGCGGCCGGGCCCUGUGCCAGGGGCGGGGCCGCUGCGUCAGGAAGAGCUUCGACUCCUCCCACUACCUGCACCUGGACUCCGCCCACUUCCGCAUCCUGCGCUCCGGCCAGAAGUACGUGGCGGUGGGCCUCCCCUCCGCCCGCGACCUCGACGGCUGGGCCCGGAACUUCACCUGUCAGUGCUUCGUCGGACACCCGUGCUCGCCGCGCCUGGCGCCGCCCCGAGACAUCCAGAUCAUCCAGGUGUGAGCGGCUCCGCCCCCCGCCUGCUGGGAGGAGGAAUGACAUCAUCAACGUCAAGUCGCUUUCGUACCACGUCUCUGCUGCUUAGUAAAAAUUCUCAUAAUCGUCGUUCGGAUUUGUGUUUGAACAUUAAAACAAGCUUAAGAUGCCUUUCAAAGUCAA
Messenger RNA from Nerophis lumbriciformis (worm pipefish), 1595 nucleotides. Its product is annotated as hyaluronidase-1-like. Gene Ontology annotation, molecular function: hyalurononglucosaminidase activity. Gene Ontology annotation, biological process: hyaluronan catabolic process; carbohydrate metabolic process. Gene Ontology annotation, cellular component: acrosomal vesicle. The record is from RefSeq and is a predicted model, not a curated record. NCBI's taxonomy places the organism in Eukaryota, Metazoa, Chordata, Actinopteri, Syngnathiformes, Syngnathidae.